AUGAGCGGGAUUCUGUGCACCAUCUUGGAUGUGGGACUGCGCGCAAUCCUUUCCUUGUAUGACACAGCACCGACUGUCACCGCAUUAACCACGACCACAACGACGAUCACGACGAUCAUCGCCGCCAACACCGUCACUGUUACCACGACUACGACCACCGGCCCCAACCCUCCUCCCCACUCGGCCAAGCGCACCAAUGCCGAUAACGUUCAACACCUACCUUCCUCCCUGCGUCACUCUGUCCUUCUACUUGGCCCCCGCGACCUGGCUCUCGACAUCAAGACCCUCGACAAACUGAGGCUUGUGGAGCAGCUCUUCGAGAUGGAGCGUGUGUGGAAACAUGGUGGUCGCGUUGCCCUCAAGACGCGACUCAUCCCCGUCAUCAUGAGCUUCUCCGAAUGGCGCGGAUUCCCUUUCCCCCUCAAGGAGAUGCGCCUGUGGAAUGAGCAACGUACGGCACACCACACGCCACCCAUUGAGGUCUUUGUCCACAGGUUGCUGCGCCCGUUCCACAGGAACGAUCCCGACGCACUGUGGCAGCUCGACUAUCAUCGCCGCGCAUUUGCGUGCCUCGUCAUUUUCGUCUUCGAGCUCCUUGCGCGUGAUCAAUACGACGAGGCGGACGUCUGGGAGUACCCGGCCAUGCCCCUGACGAACGACAUCGCCGUAUUAUUCGCCGCCGGAAGGCACGAGACACUUGUGAGGAUCCACCACGGCAAGCUGUACGUCGCCCUCGCACACGGCCUGCGCGAGCUUUAUCUUUGCGACGACGAGUGGGACCGCGACUUUGAGGACACAAGGAGCGCCUCUAUCCUCGAGUGCAUCAACGAUCGCUUCGAGAACAAGGACGACCCGCAGUCCAUCGCCUGGGGAAACCUUGCUGCCCGCCUUGCUCUCCUCCUGAACAGCUGCAAGAACCACAACUGCCUCGGUGUAUAG
Vanrija pseudolonga is the source of this 939-nucleotide messenger RNA. RefSeq lists its product as uncharacterized. NCBI's taxonomy places the organism in Eukaryota, Fungi, Basidiomycota, Tremellomycetes, Trichosporonales, Trichosporonaceae. The transcript is spliced from 3 exons. The record is from RefSeq and is a predicted model, not a curated record. Bases 1 to 939 code for a protein of 312 amino acids.